UUGUAUGAAAAGAACAGUAAGAGCACAUUUAAUCUUUUAUGCUACUAGUAUGACAGCUGUGCUUUCGCUCUCUCAGCUUGCUUGAAGGAUGAUUAGUACAUAGCUAAUUUUUAUACAUUCAAGAUUUCUAGAUAGCAAUAUUCAUAAACUGUAGUAGCUCUGUGUAUCUGAUCCAAGCACUAAUUGUGUGGGUCCUAUCACGAAUACAGCGGGAAAGCAGUGUAUUUCACGGUUAAUACCAGAGAAGAGACACGCAAUGCUCAGUGGAUAAAAGGCUUGUAGUCCCAGCUGGGAAAAUAGUUCCAUUAUCUCCCAGCUGCAUAGACAUUCCAUACGGCUCCGUUCUGCCUCGAUGAACACUGUGGCUUGCUGAGAGCUUCAAACAGUUCUGCAGAAAAUUGUAAAGAUCCUGAGACAUUUCACUGUUAAGAUCUAAUAUCAAGGUAGUCGCAGGAAGACACACUUUACUUUCCACUGAUUGGAUGGGAGGAAUUUUUGACCUUGGAAAGUGGAGAUGGUGUUGCUAUGGAAACUAAUAAUUCUGCUGCCAUUCAUGAGCUGCAGCACAGGGGAAGACACCCUACAUGGUCCUGUUUUUAUCCAAGAGCCAUAUGAUACCACUUAUUCUAUGGGCUCAGCGAAUCCAGAAAUACUACUGAAUUGUACAGCUAAAGGAUAUCCUCUCCCAUAUUACAGGUGGAAGCAAAAUGGCACAGAUAUUGAUCUUACCCUGAGUUAUCACUACAGGUUGGUUGGAGGCAGCUUGGCAAUCAAUAACCCACAUAAAAAACAGGAUAUUGGAACAUACCAGUGUUUGGCCACAAAUUCAUUUGGAACAAUUCUGAGCAGGAAGGCAAAGCUUCAAUUUGCAUAUCUUGAAAAUUUUGAAACCAAAACAAGAAGCACAGUGUCAGUCAGAGAAGGACAAGGAGUGGUUCUGCUUUGUGGUCCUCCACCUCAUCAUGGAGGCUUGUCCUAUGCAUGGAUCUUCAAUAAUAAUACUUUACAUGUUCAGGAAGAUAGCCGUCGCUUUGUUUCACAAGAAACAGGAAAUCUGUACAUCGCCAAAGUAGAGCCAUCUGAUGUGGGCAAUUAUACUUGUGUCGUAACUAACUCUAAAGCUGAACAAAGUGUACAGGGGCCACCUACUCCUCUCAUUCUCCGCAGUGAUGGUGUGAUGGGGGAGUAUGAACCAAAGAUUGAAGUACGUUUUCCAGAAACAACAUAUGCAGCGAAGGGCUCAUCUGUUAAACUGGAAUGCUUUGCCCUCGGAAAUCCAGUCCCUAGUAUUAGUUGGAAGAGGUCUGAUGGAAACUCAUUGACGAGGAAAAUCAAACAUGACAAAACCAAAGGAGUACUUGAAAUCCCAGAUGUUCAGCAAGAAGAUGAAGGCUCUUAUGAGUGUAUCGCAGGAAACAUUCGAGGAAGAAACAUUGCAAGAGGUCAAUUAUUUGUCUAUGCACUCCCUGAAUGGGAUAAAAAAAUCCAAAAUGCCUUUCUGUCUCUCUAUGACAGUUUAUUUUGGGAAUGUAAGGCAAGAGGAAAACCAAGUCCUUCUUACAGCUGGUUAAAAAAUGGCCAGCCUCUCAUGUCAGAGGAGAGAAUUCAAAUAGAAAACGGAACUCUUAUCAUAACUAUGCUGAAUACAUCAGACUCUGGCCUCUAUCAGUGUGUUGCAGAAAACAAAUAUGAUACUAUUUAUGCCAAUGCUGAGUUGCGGGUGAUAGCUGCAGCCCCUGAUUUUUCCAAAAAUCCUGUGAAAAAAAUGUCUGUUGUUCAAGUUGGAGGUGAAGUUACAAUUGGAUGUAAACCAAGUGCUUCUCCCAGAGCCGUAAUUAAGUGGAAAAAGGGCUUGGAGGUUCUGCGACAGAACAAAAGGGUCUCCUUACUAGAGGAUGGCAGUCUUAAGCUCUACAACAUCACCAAAUCGGACGCAGGAGUGUACACUUGUAUAGCAACAAAUCAAUUUGGAGUUGCCAGAAGUUCAGGGAACCUGGUUGUGAAAGAAAGGACUGUAAUUACUAUUCCACCUUCUAAUAUGGAUGUUACAGUUGGAGAAAGCAUAGUCCUUCCCUGCCAGGUGUCUCAUGACUCCUCUGUCGAUGUGGUGUUCACGUGGUCCUUCAAUGGCAAUAUAAUUGAUCUGAAAAGAGAAAUACAUCAUUUUGAAAGAAUUGGAGGAGAAUCUGUUGGGGAUUUGAUGAUAAGAAAUAUUCAGCUGCAUCACUCUGGGAAGUAUGUCUGCACUGUACAAACAACUAUAGACAGUCAAUCUGCAACAGGAGAUAUAAUUGUAAGAGGCCCCCCAGGUCCACCAGAAGAUGUUAAAGUUGAACAUAUUUCUAGCACUACUGCUCUGUUAUCGUGGAAAUCUGGAAUAGAUAAUAAUAGUCCAGUCCAGAUCUACAAUAUUCAGACAAGAACUCCUUUCUCAGUUGGAUGGCAGGCAGUUUCAACAGUUCCUGAAGUCCUUAAUGGUAGGACUCAUAUGGCAACAGUGGUUGACUUAAGUCCUUGGGUCGAGUACGAGUUUCGCGUGGUUGCCAGCAAUAGCGUUGGAAUUGGGGAGCCAAGCAGAUCAUCAGCACUAUUGAAAACUAAAGCAGCAAUUCCUGUAGUGGCACCAACAAAUGUAAGCGGAGGUGGAGGAAGCUGUUCUGAGCUUGUCAUCACAUGGGAGCCAGUUCCUGAAGAACUACAAAGCGGGGAAGGUUUUGGCUAUAUCAUCAUGUUUCGACCUCUUGGCUCAACAACGUGGACAAAGGCAGUGGUGGCUUCAGUAGAAGCAAGCAAAUAUGUUUAUAGAAAUGAAAGCAUCACACCUCUCUCCCCUUUUGAGGUGAAAGUGGGAGUGUACAACAACGAAGGAGAAGGGACCCUGAGCUCUAUAUCCAUUGUCUACUCAGGAGAAGAUGAGCCACAGAUAGCACCAGCAGGGACUUUGGUGCAGAGCAUUUCAGCAGCAGAGGUGGAAGUAUCCUGGAAGGCCAUUGCGUGGAACAGGCACACCGGAAGGGUGCUGGGCUACGAGGUUUUAUAUUGGACAGAUGAUCCCAAGGAAAGCACAGCUGGUAAAGUCAGAGUCAAGGGAAAUGUAACAGCCAAAAACAUCACAGGACUAAAAGCUAACACAGUCUAUUUUGUAACAGUUCGGGCUUACAACACUGCAGGCACAGGGCCCUCUAGCACCCCAGUAAAUGUCACUACUAAGAAGUCACCACCAAGCCAGCCACCAGCAAACAUUGCAUGGAAACUGACAAAUUCAAAAAUCUGCUUGAACUGGGAACAUGUAAAAACAAUGGAGAAUGAAUCAGAAGUGUUAGGCUACAAAAUUUUGUACAGACAAAACAGACAAAGCAAAACGCAUGUACUGGAGACAAACAACACUUCAGCUGAACUUCUGGUACCAUUUGAAGAGGAUUAUCUCAUAGAAAUAAGAACAGUCAGUGACAGUGGGGAUGGCAGCAGUAGUGAGGAAAUUAGAAUUCCAAAGAUAUCAAGUUUAAGCUCCAGAGGAAUAAAAUCUUCCCAACAGGUAAACCAUAUAUUGACAUGUGGGAUUCUGCUGCUGAGUUUUGUUCUCAUACUCUCCUUUCCUUGAGGAUUAAAAAAAUGUUCAGCCAUGGACCUCUAAAAGUAAACCAUCUGUAAAUUGUAAUACUUCAUCACAACCACCAUUCCUGAUAAAGAUAGUGGGAAUAGGGAAGGAAGACAAAUGGAACAUUAAGAAAAUGUAACUAUCAGUAUUACAUUAAAAAAUAAGCUUUAAAUUUCAUAGAUAAGUGUACAUGCAUUAAUUAAGUGGAGUGGUGGCAAACAUAGCUGUGAGCUUGUAAGGGGAAUGGUCUCCUAUCUUACAACUAGUAAUUCUUACUGAAACUCCAUUGUGGUUGUACUGCAAAUGUGAAAGACCUGUCUCAAACUACUGCAACUAAGAGACUUGCAAUUAUUUGUGAAGUGGCUAUUAUUUAUUUCAUGUUCUUCACUGUAACCUAUAAAAAACACUUUCAAUGAAUAAAAGUUAUUUACUUUUUACACAUUGUUUGUAUUACCAGAAGUUGUCACACAAUGUAUAUUAAGUGUACAGUAUUAUUUUCUUCUGAAGACAGAAGCAGAUAAAUAAAAGCAAUCACAUGAAUGUAAAGCCCACUGAAUUCAAUAGCCUUCCACUGGCAUCAGAAAGCUCUGAACCACACCUGAAUGAAAUUUUUAGCAGAGAUGUCAAACACUUUUCUUAAACAUAGAUUGAAAUAAAGUUGUUUUCUAGCAGGUUCUGUUACUCAAAA
Messenger RNA from Dromaius novaehollandiae (emu), 4286 nucleotides. It is a transcript of the gene CNTN6, whose product is annotated as contactin 6. Lineage: Eukaryota; Metazoa; Chordata; Aves; Casuariiformes; Dromaiidae. The transcript has 23 exons. The record is from RefSeq and is a predicted model, not a curated record. Gene Ontology annotation, biological process: brain development; axon guidance; cell-cell adhesion. Gene Ontology annotation, cellular component: plasma membrane; axon. Gene Ontology annotation, molecular function: cell-cell adhesion mediator activity. Bases 515 to 3601 code for a protein of 1028 amino acids.